Messenger RNA from Solanum dulcamara, 1528 nucleotides. RefSeq names its product beta-D-glucosyl crocetin beta-1,6-glucosyltransferase-like. Lineage: Eukaryota; Viridiplantae; Streptophyta; Magnoliopsida; Solanales; Solanaceae. Gene Ontology annotation, molecular function: UDP-glycosyltransferase activity. The record is from RefSeq and is a predicted model, not a curated record. Bases 53 to 1417 code for a protein of 454 amino acids. The transcript has a single exon.
UUAUAACCCUUUGGUUUAUAAAACCAACCCAUCAAUACUAGCAACUCCACAAAUGAAACUGCCCUUCUCUGCUUCUAUGGGUACUAGUUUGAGGGUAUUGAUGUUUCCAUGGUUGGCUCAUGGACACAUCUCUCCUUACUUAACUGUGUCUAAAAAACUUGCUGACAGGGGAUUUUAUGUCUACCUUUGUUCUACGCCGGUUAAUCUCAAUCUCAUUAAGAAAAGGAUCCCUCAAAAGUAUUCUCUUUCAAUUCACCUUGUUGAACUCCAUAUACCAGAAUUACCUGAGCUUCCUCCUAAUUACCAUACAACAAAUGGACUUCCAACCCAUCUCAACUCCACUCUCAAAAAAGCUGUCAAAAUGUCCAAACCUGAAUUUUCAAGAAUAUUGCAUGAUUUGAAACCUGAUUUGUUAAUACAUGAUGUAUUACAGCUAUGGGCUAAGGAAAUUGCAAAUUCAAAAAACAUUCCAGCCAUCACACUCUUAACUUUUGGUGCAGCUGUUCUUUCCUACUUUUUGCAUUCAAAGAAAAAGCCAGGAAUUGAGUUCCCUUUCCCAGCUAUUUAUUUGACGAAAAUCGAGCAAAAACGGAUGCAAGAAACGAUGGUAGAAGUUGCUAAAUAUAAGGAUCCUGAUGAUGAGGACCCUUUUGCUGAAGACCCUACACAAGUCAUACUGCUGAUGAGUACCUCCUUAUCAAUAGAGGCCAAAUAUAUUGAUUACCUGAGUGAAUUGACCCAAUCAAAAUAUGUUCCAGUUGGUCCUCCAAUCCAAGAACCCAUGAAUGAGGAUGAUGGGGAUAUGGAACUCAUUGAUUGGCUAGGAAAGAAAAAUGAGCAUUCAACUGUAUUUGUCUCCUUUGGAAGUGAGUAUUUCUUGACUAAGGAAGAAAUGGAAGAGAUAGCUUAUGGAUUAGAACUUAGCAAUAUAAAUUUCAUAUGGGUUGUGAGGUUUCCAAAGGGGGAGGAAGUCAAGCUUGAAGAAGCUCUACCACAAGGUUUUCUUGAAAAAAAUGACCACAGGGGAAGAGUUGUUAAUGGAUGGGCACCACAACCAAGAAUUCUAAGCCAUCCAAGUACUGGAGGAUUUGUAAGCCAUUGUGGUUGGAAUUCUGUAAUGGAAAGCAUAGAUUUUGGUGUGCCAAUAAUAGCCAUGCCUAUGCACAUUGAUCAGCCCAUAAAUGCAAGGUGGAUGGUAGAAAUUGGAGUAGCUGUAGAAAUUGUUAGAGAUGAUGAAGGGAAGGUUCACAGAGAAGAGGUGGCACAAGUUAUCACAAGUGUGAUUUCUGAGACUACAGGGGGGAAUUUAAGGGAGAAAGUUAAGGACAUAAGUGAAAAAUUGAAGUCCAUAAGAGAAGAAGAGUUGGAUGCAGCUGUUGAAGAGCUAAUACAACAUUGCAAAAAAUCCUCUAGAUAGUAUCAAAAUUUGGAUUAGUAAAUUACUCCUUCCGUUUCUUUUCACGGGUCAUAGUUGCAGGUUAUAGUAUUUUCGUAUAUGUUUUUGAAAAUUCAAAUUUUAAUUUUAAAA